GGGGGUGUCAGUAAAGAUGGCGGCCGUAGGAGGAGAGGCAAGCACCCAGAGUCAAGGCGAUGGUAGCGACGAUAUUUUUCAGACAUUUUACUCAGAGGUGAAGCAGAUCGAGAAACGAGACUCCGUAUUGACCCCUAAACAGCAAAUAGAUCGGCUACUCAGACCUGGGUCUUCGUACUUUAAUCUCAACCCCUUCGAGGUCUUGCAGAUUGAUCCAGAUGUGACAGACGAGGAGAUUAAAAAAAGGUUUCGGCAGCUGUCAAUCCUGGUCCAUCCGGAUAAGAACCAGGACGAUGCUGAUAGAGCACAGAAAGCAUUUGAAGCUGUGGACAAGGCCUAUAGAUUACUCUUGGAUUCAGAGCAGAAGAAGCGUGCAGUCGAUGUGAUCCAUGCAGGAAAGGAGUAUGUGGAGCACAUGAUGAAGGAGAAGCGGAAACAGCUGAAGAAAGAGGGAAAGCCCAUCAUCGUUGAAGAGGAUGACCCUGAAUUGUUCAGACAAGCUGUCUACAAGCAGACCAUGAAGCUUUUUGCCGAGUUAGAGAUCAAGAGGAAGGAGAGGGAAGCAAAGGAGAUGCAUGAAAGGAAAAGGCAAAGGGAGGAGGAGAUUGAGACACAAGAGAAAGCCAAGCGAGAGAGGGAAUGGCAGAAGAACUUUGAGGAAACAAGGGAUGGAAGGGUGGACAGCUGGAGGAACUUUCAAGCUAAAGGCAAGAACAAGAAAGAGAAGAACCGCACCUUCCUCAAGCCUCCAAAAGUCAAAAUGGAGCAGAGGGAGUGACUCCCUUGCUCUGGGGGGGAGGGGUGGGGGGCUGGGGGUCUGUCUGGCUUUCCCAACACUGUAAUCCAUGAUAACACCCCAAACAAAAGAGAGCCACGUGCCCA
Molecule: messenger RNA, 882 nt
Organism: Megalops cyprinoides (Indo-Pacific tarpon)
Lineage: Eukaryota; Metazoa; Chordata; Actinopteri; Elopiformes; Megalopidae
Gene: dnajc8
Product: DnaJ (Hsp40) homolog, subfamily C, member 8
Exons: 9
Coding region: 17-778 (253 amino acids)
Cellular component (GO): nucleus
Source: RefSeq, a predicted model, not a curated record